Atta colombica is the source of this 1011-nucleotide messenger RNA. RefSeq names its product cdc42 homolog. Gene Ontology annotation, molecular function: GTP binding; GTPase activity. Gene Ontology annotation, biological process: small GTPase-mediated signal transduction. The transcript has 6 exons. Bases 386 to 961 code for a protein of 191 amino acids. Lineage: Eukaryota; Metazoa; Arthropoda; Insecta; Hymenoptera; Formicidae. The record is from RefSeq and is a predicted model, not a curated record.
CAUUAAUUUACGGAGAUCUGGGGAAUUCGACUUCACGUACGUCGCAUAGUACUCCCACCGGAGUUCUCGCCGGAGAACCGUAUUUGACAUAAUGAUCAAAAUGGCGAUUCCGAAAACAAUAUUUCUCUUUUGAUGUGCUACUUCACGUGGAGCUUUCUAAUUAUUUUUCGCGUUCGUCAUAGUAGAUUUUUAGUCAGCCAAGCGCAGAAUGCCGAGAUUACGCUAAUCCUCAUGUAUCUAUAAUAUAUCAGACGAAUGAAUUCUCAAAUUGGUGGAACAAAACUAAUUUGCCGCACUUUGAUUCUUUGCCAAUUGUAAUAAGUGCAACUGCAACUUACGCCUGUAUUAUCGUAUAUAAAAGAGAUAGCAUUUGGUAAAAUUAAAAAUGCAAACAAUAAAGUGUGUAGUAGUUGGAGAUGGAGCAGUUGGUAAGACUUGUUUAUUAAUCUCUUAUACCACGAAUAAAUUUCCAUCGGAAUAUGUUCCGACAGUAUUUGACAACUAUGCAGUCACUGUCAUGAUUGGUGGUGAACCAUAUACAUUAGGAUUGUUUGAUACAGCAGGUCAAGAAGAUUAUGAUCGUUUACGUCCAUUAAGUUAUCCACAAACUGAUGUAUUUCUUGUAUGCUUCUCAGUUGUGUCACCAUCAUCAUUUGAAAAUGUUAAAGAAAAGUGGGUACCAGAAAUAACGCAUCAUUGUCAAAAAACGCCAUUUUUAUUAGUCGGUACACAAAUUGAUUUACGAGAUGAUGCAGCCACGAUUGAAAAACUAGCAAAAAAUAAACAAAAGGCUAUUUCGAGUGAACAAGGAGAAAAGCUUGCUAAGGAAUUAAAAGCCGUAAAAUAUGUUGAAUGUAGUGCUCUUACACAGAAAGGGCUUAAAAAUGUCUUCGAUGAGGCAAUAUUAGCAGCUUUAGAGCCUCCAGAACCUAUUAGAAGAAGAAGGUGUAUUAUUUUGUAGAAGCCUUAUAUGCGGCCAAAGGAUCGAAUCGGGUAUGCGAAGUACGCGGA